AUGCCAAAAGCACCAAGGAACCAAAAUGCUCAUAAUAAUGAUAAAUCUUAUUCCAAAGAAGCACCUACAAAAUCAAAUGAAUCAAUCCCACCAACAUGUGGAAUUUUUAAGUCAAUGUUAAAUUCUAAUUAUGUAUUAGCAUUUUUGAUAGUAAAAAGUGACGAAUCAUUUAUCAUUGUUAAUAUAUUCAAUAUUGAGCUGCGCAUGCCCACGCUUGAAGACAUUUAUAAUAUUGCCGACACAACAAGCAAAACACGAAGUCCCAAUGGAUUUAUUAUUUUUCGUAAAGUAAUUUCUAAUUACUUUAGCUUAAGAGAAACUGCCAAAAAACUUAAAUCAGUUGGUAUAGUUUCAGCUCAUGCGCAGCUUAUGUGGAAAUAUUCCAGUGACGAGCUUCGGGACGCUUUUCAAAAUCUUGCCAAACAAUAUCAAAAGGAAUUUAAUAGCAACGUUGUCGUUUACAAGCCAUACAAGUAUCCCGAAAGUCCUGGGAACAAAGGAGAAAAAAUAAAUGAUGCUGUUGAUGAAACUGAAGCGGUUGAAGAUGUUGCGGCUGAAGAUGUUGCUGAUGAAGCUGAAUCUAGCGCAGGCGCUAAUGACGUUGAAUUACUCGUGGAUAUCCAUAAUAUUAAUAAUCCUAACCACAGCAUCUCACUUUCUCAAUAUGGGGUAGAUUGUUUAUCAUUAUUAGAAGACCAACAACCUUAUUACAAUAAUAAUAACACACAUUCAGUUCCUUCAUCGCAAUAUUGCCAGAUUACUUAUGAUGUAUUAAAUCAACAAAAUCAACAAUGUAUUAAUAUGUUGUAUAAUACAUCAUACAAUAGCAUCCAGGAAGACCAUACCCUAAUUACAACCACCACAAACACUCCACUUGAUUAUAUUGACAUUCCUCAUAUUAAUCCUCCUCGUGGCGCAUUGCAAAUUCAUCGACAUGACGCAGUUUAUGAUUACGAUCAAUAUAACUUCGUUGAGAUUCCGUCCGGAAAACCUUAUCAUGAUUUUACUAAUUAUAUUAAUAAUAACUAUGGUGGUAAUUUAAAUAAUUGGUCGGGAUAG
Molecule: messenger RNA, 1059 nt
Organism: Entrophospora sp. SA101
Lineage: Eukaryota; Fungi; Glomeromycota; Glomeromycetes; Entrophosporales; Entrophosporaceae
Source: the annotation of a GenBank genome assembly